Molecule: messenger RNA, 10432 nt
Organism: Alligator sinensis (Chinese alligator)
Lineage: Eukaryota; Metazoa; Chordata; Crocodylia; Alligatoridae
Gene: FNDC8
Product: fibronectin type III domain containing 8
Exons: 5
Coding region: 1-846 (281 amino acids)
Cellular component (GO): nucleus
Molecular function (GO): protein binding
Source: RefSeq, a predicted model, not a curated record
AUGGUAAUCAAGAAGCUUGCUUCAGGCUUUCUAUCAGGGCUUGGUGAUCUUUGUUUUCUAGUUUUGGAAAUGGUGAGUACUUUGCUAAGGAUGCUUCUGGAUGACAUGGAGGGUUACUCUUAUCAUCAAUCCACCAGCCCAGUGUGGGGAAGAACAGAGAGCAGCACAUCACUUCAUGGCAAUGUGACCACCAAGAAGUGGGGUAAUAUCGAUGGUCUGCUUGCUGGCUGUCACUUACAGCAAGGAUUAUUCGCUACAAUGGGUGGUCUCAGCUCUAGCUUGCCGAAUGUGGAGAUGGAAACGGAGUCCCGUGAGCCCAAUGAGCAGCUGCCUGUCAUCCCCAUGGCUUUAGAUGAUGUGCAUGAUGUUAAUGGAUUGGGCAAGCAGUCAGAUUCAGCAUUGCCCAAGGAACUGCCUGAACUGCCCUUUGUUUGUGAGCACCGUGUGACCAGUACUACUGCAUGGAUAUGCUGGACAGGUCCAUUUGAUAGCCAUCAGGUCAGGUUUUACGAGCUGCUGAUCCAUGAAGCAGAAGUAAAGAGCACAGGUAUGGUCAGCAAGAAGCCCAACACAUGUGGCUUCUCACAAGUAGCAGGGAACUCAAUUGAACUGAGGAACCUAACACCCAACAUGGAUUAUGUCUUCAGAGUCCGUGCAGUGAAUAUGGCUGGACCAGGGCACUGGUGCAGACCAUACAAGUUUGCAACUCUGGCUGCAGCUGGGAAAAGAUUUUCAAAACCAGGCCCUGUCACUAUUAUAGUCCGACGGAAAAGAGGUUCACAAAAGAACGUAGCUUAUUUUGAUGGAAGUGGAAAGGAUACUGUAGAUGGCAUCAAAUCUUACUAAAAGUGUUGUCAAGCCACUACGUUCAUGGCCAGACUUGACUCGUAUAUAUUUAUGUAAAUAAAAGGAGAUCUAUGAUUUAAAUGUGGAGAGAUCCUCCUUCCCUAUUCCUAUUUUUGUGUUUUAGAUUAGCUGGGUUAAAUGCAUCCGUAUACAUCAGUGAGUUAGUCUCUGGGUAGCAUAUGUAGCAUAUGUAAAAAUAGAUCUUUGAAACCAGAUAUCCAAAAGAACCCUGCACCCAGUAGUUCCCAAUUAUGAGCCUUGGUAUUUUCAUGGCUACUUAAAAUUGUUCCACGCCCAACAUAUCCAAAUGAGAGUAAUGGCUGCUUUCAAUGAAGGCCUCAAACUGGAGCUUUGUACUUUGGAAAAUCUAGAUCCAGUUGAGAGUGCACACAUUGGCGAUGAAGUCGGCACCUAUCAGAGGAAGGGACCUGGUGGAUAGAUGAGGGGUAGAACUUAUGUGGUCACUCUAACAGGAAACAGCCAUGGUACUCUGGAAGAGCCUAAGCAGCGGUUUGGAGAGAUUAACCUUCUGUAGAAUUGGAGGGAGAAGGAACCCCAGAGCUUGGAAGGCUUCAUCCCCUCAACUGGAUUCUGCACUUUUCCUCCUCCCACCCCAGUCCCUGAGGCUGGUGAAAAGAAGACUCUAUGAUGUGAUCUUGACAAAAAGCCAUGGCUCCUCCUUGACCUUCCAGCAGCUACUACCAUCGAAGUGCCCAGUUUGGUUCUGCAAGGCACGUGCACAAGCUGGACCAAACUUAUUUUAAGCUAGUUUGUCCCCUUCCAAGCUUACAAGUCCCUGCCAGACCCAGGUUGUAUGGGUAAGACCUUCCCUUGUGAGGCCAGCUUUGCAAUGGAAAUAGUGUGACACUUUAAUCAUCCUGGAAAAAUGAAAAGUCCUAUAAUAGCAGCACAUUCUGCGUAAAAUAACUCUGCUAAUACAGUGCUGUAAAAGCGUUUUCUGCCAUAAAGAGAAACCAGCUGAUCCAAUUCCAAAAUGAAGGUGAGUGAAAAGCAAAUGCAUAAAACUAAAAGCAUACAUGACAACAAUCUGAGAUGCAGCUAAUGUAAAGAUUUUUUUUUUUAACAAGAUUUUUUUUGGCACCACUAGUAACGGUCCAAACUCUGGGGGUUUGCCUGGCUGAUCUGUCACAGCAGUGACCCCACUGUCCAGGGCUGAUUCUUCAAAGUCUGCCAGGGAAACAAAUGAGAAGCAGUAAGAUAUGGACUAGAACGUUAAUGCUGUCUUGAUUUUGUUUUUCUUUGCCCUAAUUGUAUUUGAACAUUUCAAUUGAAUCGAGCAUUGACUUUUAUCAGUGAUCUUUGUCUUAGUCAUUCAGGUGAGCCCUUUGCCGUUAAGUAAAAUGUCAUUUUCUUUUUUUCCCCCCAAGGUUAAAGCUAAGACAGCUGAGGUCUCAUUAAGCAGACAGAGGGAGUCUUUCAUCCAAUUGGAUAGCAACUAGAUAGGUUCAAUAAAAUAAAGGAGCCAAUUACUUGUAAGGAGGCUGUGUCAGACCUAGCCUAUAUAUCUUUGUCAGUGGCACUGGAUAGGCUGUUCAGUGCUGUGUGCUAGGGGCUGCCAGAUCAAAAAGAGGUGAAAAGAUCAGAUCUACCAAAUGACAUUUUUUACUUGCUUUGUAUUAAGGCUGGAGGUGCUCACAUACAAUCAGUCCUCAGCUCAUAAACUGAUCACUGAAUGCCUUAUAAACUUCAUCUUCAGCCAAUGAUGACAGCUGUUGCCUUUGAAGAUUAAGGUAUGUGGACAGGCAGCUUCAGAGUCCCUAGAACUGGGAUGGAGUCAGUACACAAAACUUACUUCUGUUGGGCAAAAUAAAUGUAUCCUGUCUCACUGGAUCAAACUGCCUCUCCCCACCCCAUUUGAUGAUCAUAAGUUAGAGAAGCAAACUUGUCCUCAUGGGCUAUGUCUAGGGUGACUAUGGGAGAAUAGGAAAUCCGUGACACUCCUCCUCCCCCCCUCUCCUGGGUCAGCGUUGCUGCAGGCAGAGGUGGGGGUAUGGCCACAUGGUGUGCCAGGCAGGCAGACGGCGGUGGUGUCUGCCCACCUGUUCUGUUCCUCAUCACUCUGCCUCCUCACCAGACUGUGCCCUGCACCCCUGCAUUUCUGGGAUGCUCAUUUUAAAUGUCAAAAUAAGGUACCAUCACUCUGGUUCAUAGGUAGAGGUUUACUGAACUCAAGGAGGUGGUUGGCUGAUUUCAUGGGCAGAUCCUGGGACCAGCUGCCAUUUUUUCAGGCUGAGUGCAGUGUCUCCCAACCCCUCUACAUAUUGGCUAAGGGGUCCUGGCAGUCCCACCCUUCCCCAAAGAUUGACAGAUGGCCCCAAACUGUGGCUUAAUUGCUUACCAUUAAUGGCUUUUGUGUGCUUAAUCAGGGGACACAUUAAGCAAUCUAAGCAUUUAAUUAAACACUAAAUUGAAAUGUGUUAUGAAAUUUAAAGCUAUACACAACAUGAAUUGUAAUUAAUACCAACUAUAUACACUUUAUUAAAGGACAUAAUAAAAAGGAGGUAGCUAUCAAAUGUUAGCAUGCCGUAUCCAGUAGCAGUAACUGUAGAUAUUCUCUAGCUACAUCUACAUGAGACACUGACUGCACAGGAACCUGAGUCACAGUGCAGUAAUGCCAAUAAAUGACUUUUUUGUGGUGCUACUGAGUAGUAGCCUAACACUACUGUGCAGUAGGGUUGUGUCAUGGUUUUUGCCAUGCAAUGCUACUGUGCAAUAGCAUUGGGCUACUGUGCAGUCAGAUUCUUGUAUAGACAUAGCCUCUUUCUCUGUGGGGUGAACACUUGUCUGUACACUGAGAUGGUAUACUCAGCAUCUACUGAGUUUGUUGAAAUGCUGAGGCAGUGUUUUGCCAGGGCAUAGAGAUAUGGAAACCUGUCACAAGCAGAGUCACAAGACACAGGCACAGUCAUCCGACACUCUUGGACAAAGCUCACAUAAGCAGCAUGUUCGUUGUCAUGCUCUUUCCACCAUCCAGGGAUUGAUUUUGGUAGCUGAGAGUCACAACUCAGAAUAGGCACCUAGUUGGGGGGCCAAAAUGUGAACAGCAUUAAGGAAGGAAGCAGGUGGUUGUCUGAACCAUGGAGGCAGUGAUGCAUCACACCUGCAGUACUGGUUCAGCUUUACAGCUAUUGCCUGGAGCAGUUUCUGUCUCUGCUGAUUUUCAUGAGGACAGCUUGACAGUUCUUGUGAUGCUGUGUCUUCAACUCAACUUAUCAAAUCCAUAAGGUUGUAUGUGUGGUGGAUCAUGCCUCCUGGCCUUCAAACCACAUUAGAAGCUCCAUGAAUUGGGUGGCAUUUUCAGCCACAAACAUAACUUGAUCUUGAAUGUUGCCCUGCCUUAAGAGAUCUUGAAGUUUAAGCAUGCACUGUGCACUGGGUGUGAUUUCUAGCUCCUUGCUCAUAAAUUGCUGGUAGUACUGCAUGUGCUUGGCAUGGUAAUGGACCAUGUUGAACCAUGAAUGGACAGAGGUUCUGGUGGCAGCAGCACAGUUCCAUGUGAGUCUUCACUUUGACUGGCAAUGGACUCCCUGCAUCUGACCUUAUGUCCUGGACAGUGUUUGAAGGCCUUCUUGAAGGAUGACACCAGGAUAUCCACAUUAGGGAACUGUGUGCACCAGAUGUCACUUACUAAAGACAGAAUGUGCACAUUGAAGGUGGCACAAACUGUAUUUGCAGCACACCAGAUGCACAUCAGAGACAGUCUUGCACACAUACAUGGCAUUGCCAGACAGGAAUGCUGAGACUCCAUUAAAUUCUAAGCCAUAGUUGACAACUAUCUGUACUAUGGCCUGAGACAUGGUAGAAAAAUUGACAGAUGUGAGGUGGACUGGUUCUGUUUGAAAUGGGCAGGUUCCAAUCUGUCCAGCUCCCUGGUACAAAUGUGCAGCACAUAGUUGUCCUGAGGGUCAGUGGCUUCAUCAGACACAAUGGAGAAGGAUUCAUACUCUGCCAGGGCAGCAUUCAUGGACUGUACAUGUGUCACUGCAGGGAGAUAGUCCUGGCAGAGCUUGUUGGCACACAGAAAACUGCUAAUAUUUGGUAUAUUUUGGUUCAGGUGUAGUCCCUUAACUUAGGGUGAUCAAGCUUCUCCAGUGGGAUGUUCACCACCGUGAAAGCCUCCAUGAGGAAAAAUGCUGCCUCUUGUCUUGCCAAGCUGCUUUCUGUGGUUCUUUUAAAGAACAAAGAGACUGUUACUUGUUUGUUGCUCUGACCUUCAGCUUCUGCAACAGCCUUUUGCUUCAUGUGCACCUCAGACUCUUAAGUGUCGAUCUAUGCUGGUUUUCCUCAGCAUAUUCAGAGUUACACUGCAGGUGCUACAGAACAGUCUUCAUGCAAGGCCCCUGCAAGAUACUGCCUUACAUGGUCCAAAACUGAAACAUUUUUGAUUAUCUUGGAUGAUUUCUUCUCAGCAUUCAUGCUGAAUCUUCUUCAGGCUGCAGCAUACUGUAUCAGCCAGCAUCACUUCUCUAGCUGGGUCCUGGACUGGCUCCUGGACUAAGCCUACAUCAGGGGCUGAGCCUCUUAUUUGCUCUCCCAGCACCCUGCUCCCCUGCCUCUAGUGCUUCAGGACUGCAGGGCUUCCCACUCUUUUCCCUGCUUACUGGUAGGGUUUUUUUUUGCUUUUUUCUUUGUUUUUUUCACAACCAACCUGCCAUUUUUCGUAGAAUUUGCCAUUUUUUCACAGUCUCAGACCAAUUUUGCAUUUUCCAUGAAAAAUACACAAUCACAAUUUUGGUAGGUCCCUAUCAAUAGUAUCAAAGGCCUUAAUGUAUGGUAUUGCCUACUGCCUUUCAGAUACAAGACAUAAUAAGGGAAGCUCCCCCAUAUAGGGGUUGACUGUGAUCCCAAGCUAAGUGCUGAUGUUGCUGACAACUGUCUCCUCCUUGAUUGUUCAGCUGUUAUUCAGAAGCAUGGCUGGUAUUAUUUUUAGGUGGUGUUUGCUCUUGACUAUUAUUCAGAAGCUUAUCUGUGGUAUUCCUGGGUGGGCUUUUUAAGUGCUGCCCAAUAUUCAUGAUAUAUCAGUCAGUACAGGUAUAGGUUCUGGACGCAUUCUGUGCUUGACAUUCUGAACUUGUUUUGGGGGACUACUGUGUUAAACAGUUGCAUCUUUGAAAGGGGAGAUUAGCAUCUCUGUGACCAAAUUCCAAGAACAGAAUACAAAGGGACACAAAAGGGAUUGCAGAGAGAUUAUAAAUUAUUAGUAUAAAUUCAAGUAUGUUCUACAAAAGCAUUUCUCUGUAGCCUGGAGGCAAUUUUGCUGGUGUCACCUGAUAUCAGGAAGCUGAGUGAUGAUUUUGCUCUAAAAAAUGUAGCCUUUCUUUUUUUAUUUCACUUGAAUGUCUAUGUCAUGAGUGAAUAUGGGAUAAAUUCAAGCACAAUUAAUUGUCAUGUGGUGGCAGAGAGUCAAGGCAUCCUGCUAUGGCUCAGGAGAUAUGAAUUAUAGCCCUGCUCUGGACUCAUGCCAAAGACCACUUCCAGAUUACCUAAACGUAAAUGGGCACCUGGUUACUCAGGCUGCGGAAUCAGAAGCAGCCACGUCACUGCAUUGUGUGGCUGCUGGCAGCAGGAUCUUUAUCAUGCUAGCCUCAGUGGACCAUUAGGCUUGGGUGGACCUUUUGCUCGACUCAGUCAUGUAGGUAGCACCAUAAAGGGUAUGAAUGAACAUUACAAAAGUCACCUUCCCCCCCACAAAUGUCCAUAUUUCCUUAUCCAGAUUCUCUCCUAGGGACAUGAAUAGUCUGAGGUGCAUGCACUGCCACCAUCACUUGACCAAAGACCUUCUUCAUACAAAUAUGUGAACUAUGAUCCCUCAAUUUAAGGUUCUGCCAGGCCAGAAUUAUGAACACUUUCUCCCUUUCAGUUUUUGCACAGGAAUAUACUGUGACACUGGUAUGGUGACAGAAUGCAUGGGCAACUAGUGCCUCCUGAGUCUGAGGGGCACCCGCAGAAGGCAGCGUCAGCGGGGACAGAGCUGGCGAGCAGACACUGUCGGCGGGGAUGGAGCUGGAGAGCGCACACACACUGCUGAUGGCGUUGGUGGCAGGGACCCUGUUGGGGGGACACGUGCCUCCCUGUGCUCCUCCUACCAGUCGACUAUGACAGAAUGUAUCUUCCCUUCCUUGUGGAUCUUCUGACAUAACUCUCCCUACACAGAACAGAAUGUGAUCCUCUGUCUACCUUAGUCAAUAUGGACUGAGUAUCCAUUCACAGGGUUUCUGGAACCUCUAGCCUUAGCGUAUGCAGAGUGCAUGUGCCUGAGUGUGGUAACUGAGGAAAGCAAGUAUUAGCAUGAAUGCAAUGUAACUAUUUGUGACAUAAAAGCUUCCUGAUUUAUGUGAAUAUGACUAAUGAAAAUAAGCAGAGAGAGGAAUGAAAGAGGCAAUAGGAACAGCUUGGGAGCAAUUUUUAAAUUUUUUUUCCAGCAAGUGCAUAAGUGGUUUCAUAAAGAUAGAGAGGAAAGUUUGGCAGUGAAGCACUUUAGCUAUCUUCAGCAGUUUUUGUGCAAAUUGUCAUGACUAUAAACUGACACACAAAGUAAUGCUGAAUACAGCUGCCUGCGUUAAAAGCAUUUGGCUUCCAUACAGUGCUUAUUGUCUGAUGUGCAUGUUUUGCAUGGACAGUGUUCAUUUUAAAUGCAUGCAUAAAUAAAGCAGAAACAGCCCUAAUUUUUAUACAAGGUACAUAAAGAUAUGUCAAUUGAACACUUUUGGGUUUUGUUUGAAAUUAAUAUGGCUGGUGUGAUUUGCCUGCCUUAGAUGAAAUACCUCCUGGCAUAAUUACAUAUGCAUUAAUAUUCACCUCCAGUAAUUCAUUUCAUGAAAAUUCUGAGCAGAUCAAUGCCCAUAGGAAGCAUAAACCCCUCGCUAUCAAGCCUCUUAGGCUAAGCUUCCCUUCAUAUGGGAAAGCAAUUAGAGAAAAAGCAGAAUGUCUCCAUGUGCUAUAGUUUUCUUUAAAUGUUUCUCGAGACUGACCUUAUAGCCAGUGCUACUCUUCCUCUUCCGGUCCCCAAGGUGUUUCUCAAAAGAUGUUAGCAAAUCUCUUUGGAAUCUUAAGUGUCUUUCUCACUUUUUGUUGAAUCCUAUACACUAGAGAGUGUACAUACGAGCUCGGGGUUUUCCUUUAGAACAAGAAGGCAGUGUUUGCUUUUAAAAAAGAAUCUGCAUUUCACUAUCCUGGGUUAGGAUAAUGAAGCAUGUGAUUGUAGUUCUUUCUCCCCUCCCCCCCAUUUGUUUACUUUAUAGCCUCAUUACAGAAAAAUCAAGCCAUUUUAAAAUCCAAAUGUCUCAGUAAAUGAUGGAUUACCCUGUUUCUUAUUACAGAUAUCUAAGCAGAUUGCAAAAUAAUGGGUGCUAGGUUCUGGCUCACGUCUUUGACCAGUUUUAAGCUGGUAUAACUUAAAAACUGGAGUAACAGUGAGAAAGCAAGGCCUGUAUUCACCAGAGGUGACCAAGCUGUGACCUACAAGGCUUGUAUGACAAGUUCAAAGUGCUGCUGUCUCUGAUCCUACAGCUUUGAAGGAUUAGUUUUAAAUUUAAUUAUUGAUUUCUCCCUCCAUCCCAAACAUCAGUGGCAAAAUAACCACACAAUUAAUAAUUGAUACCUGCAGAGCAAGAAGGUUGAAAACAUGUGAUAAGAUGCACUUGUAAGCUGCAAUUCUCUCUGGCAAACAUGUAGUAAGAAAUUUGUGAUUGAGUCAAAUAUUAUGAUUUCCUGUCCAAAUCUUGACUUCACAGUCACUGCAUUUUGGAUAAAUAACACCCACUAGGUGAGUUCAUUUUAUUUCCAGCUUGUGCAUAAAUCUGAGUUAAUGACAAGGUUUUAAAAAUACUUACAACAUCGUCACUUGUUAAGAAAAUUCUCCAGCUAUAUAAGACAGCAGAAGUGGGGGAUUUAGCAAAUAUGGAAGUAACCUAUUGAAAUAUAUAAAAACCCACAGGGGAAUCCUUUCAGGCCCUACUCAUUUGUGCUGGAACUGCAUCCCAAAGAGAUGACCAGUCCUAAAAUAUGCUGCUGCUCAGGGUACACUGAGGCAGGUUGUAGGGUAGGGACCCAAUAAAGUGGAAAUACACAACAAUGAAGCCCAGCCUGGAGGUUGUUGGAGGAACUGGAGAGAUGUCUUCUACUCACUGCUCUGUCACCUUAACACACUGGCCCUUUUGGCUGGAGGUUGGUCUCCCCUCUGUGGUUGUCAGGCUGUUUUCCUCCGUGUUUUCAUGAUUCAAAUGGAGGAAUGGACUGAGGAAGCACCCUUAACAGGCUUUGCCUCCUUAUAGUACCUCCUGCUGUGGGGAAGGGGAAGUGCAACAGCCAUGUCAAUCCUGGUAUUGAUAAAUAAAUUGGCUGGGUGUCAGUUUUGCCAGUUCAUGAUGAUAAGCAGAGGUAAGCCAUCACCAUUCACAUUACAGAAAUGCCUAGAUACUCAGUGUAGAUCAGCAUCCAUUGUGUUCAGUGUCAUAUGGAUAUUAGUAAAAGCCAAUGGCGCAAAGAAUUUACAAUCCAAGUAGUCAUGACUAGGAGAGAGUGGAAGGAGUAUUAUCCCCAGUUUACAGGUGAGGAGUUGUCACAGAGAGAGAGAGUCACUCGCACCAUGAGAGACAGGGCAUUUGCAGCAGUCUGGAACUGAGCCCAAAUAUCCCAAGUCCCUAUCUGCUGCCUUAUCUGCUAAUGUCUAAACCCCCUCAAAUAUGCAAACAUUUGAAUUUAGAUUUAGAUCUGUUUUUGCAAAUGGGACAGAUCACAGUGUCAUAGGGCACCUAUACAUGUGCCUGAUGCCUCCUCCAAUGCAUGCUAAUUUGCAAGCGUUGAAGCAGACUCAAUGAAUCUGGAGCUUUAGUUAAAGCGCCCCUGACACGACUGUCAAAUGAGUUUUAGUUAAAGUGCCCCCUCCCAACAUAUUGAAGUGUGGGAUGCUGAAUACAUGAGAUGUUAUGGGCACUUAAAUUAGAGCAGUUUCCAAGAGCCACUCUAAUUAAACCCCCCUUCACCCCACCUGGGACACAUGUUAAGCUGUCCAUAGAAAACAGGGCUCAAAAGGCCCUCAGGAGCUCAUCUAGUUCAAUCCCCUGCUCAAAGUGGGAUCAUCCAUGACUAAAAACCACCUUAGCAUGUGUUUGUCGAAUCUGCUCCUAAUAACAAUGAAGGAUGGAGAUUCCACCACAUCUUUAGAUAAGCUGCUUCAAGGCUCAACCCCCCCCCCCCAUACUUAGAAAGUUCUUCUUAAUAUCCAAAUUAAAAUCCCUCUUGUUGCAAUUUAAGACUUCUUGACCUGUCCCUUAUGGACGCGUUCAGACAAGUGCGCAUGUGCCUCUUGCUCCAUCUCAAACCCCUUUGAGACGAGGCAAGAGGCAUGUGUGGGAACAAAAAAAUGUUUCCCUGGAUUUUUAGAUCCCUGGAUAUUCAGCGGUCUAAAAAAUCCGAAGUUAAAAAAAGUGGGGACUGUUCCUUGAGGUAACUGGAGACUGGGUCCUCCAUGAAGAUGCUCUGGCUGCCAGAGCAUUUCUAUGGUUGGGCCCUUGCCCUGGUGCUGAACCAUGUGGCCUGCCAGGCAGCAUGCUUCAGCACCAGG